AUGGUCGGCAAGAUCUUAGGUUAUGGGCUGCUCUUGUCAGAAGGAGAUGUCCACAAGAUGCAAAGGAAGAACUUGAUGCCGGCAUUCAGCUUCCGUCACAUCAAGGAGCUAUAUCCCGUCUUCUGGAGCAAAGCACAAGAGCUAGUUCGCGGGAUUGAAAAGGAACUCGAAGAGGAAUCAACUUCAGAAAUCGACAUUGUGGACUGGGCGAGCAGAGCCUCUAUGGAUAUCAUCGGUUCUGCAGGAAUGGGUCAUGAGUUCAAGUCUCUUGCAGAUCCAAGCAUUGAGGACACCAUGAAGAUGUAUGGAUCAAUGGUGAAGCAGAGUCGUGGCGCUAAGCUCUUGACGGUCCUUCAGCUGGUGCUGCCCUCCAUUAUCACGGAUUACCUCCCAUUUCAGAGAAACAUGGGCGUUUUGGCUGCCUCGAAAGCAGCAAGGGAAACGUCUCAGAGACUCAUCAACGCGAAGAAAGUUCAAAUGGCAGCUAAGGAGAAGCUGUCAUCUGAUAUCAUAUCUACAGCACUGGAGUCUGGCCAUUUCACCGAUGAAGGACUCGUUGAUACGAUGAUGACCUUUCUGGCUGCUGGACACGAGACCAGUGCUGCAGCGCUAACCUGGACAAUCUUUCUUCUGGCAAAGAACCAUGAUAUCCAAGACCGCCUUCGAGAGGAGAUUCGACAGAAUGUUGAUGGUCUCACAGACGACGUUGAUGCCAAAAAGCUCGAUAGCCUCUCUUAUCUCCAUGCAGUCUGCCAGGAAUCACUAAGACUCUACGCACCAAUCCCCUUCACCGUCCGCGAUGCCCUCAAAGACACUCGAAUCCUCGACACAUUCGUCCCCAAAGGAACAAUUGUCAUCCUCUGUCCAUGGGCCAUCAACAGAGCCCACGAACUUUGGGGUCCGGAUGCAGAUGACUUCAACCCUGAGCGGUGGAUGGCGCCUGGCCAAGCCAACUCAGGCGGUUCAAAGAGUAACUACGCAUUCCUGACGUUUCUGCACGGCCCUCGAGGCUGCAUUGGUCAAAAGUUCUCACUAGCUGAGCUUAUGGCUCUUACGUGCGCGUUGGUAGGGAGAUACAGGUUUGACAUUGACAAGGACUACGAGGUACGGGAUAUCACGGAUGGAAUUGUGGCGAAGCCAAGUAAGGGAUUGAAAGUCUCUGUGGAGGAGAUUCAGGGUUGGUGA
This is a messenger RNA of Fusarium musae, 1185 nucleotides long. RefSeq lists its product as uncharacterized. The record is from RefSeq and is a predicted model, not a curated record. The coding region runs from base 1 to 1185 and encodes 394 amino acids. Lineage: Eukaryota; Fungi; Ascomycota; Sordariomycetes; Hypocreales; Nectriaceae. Gene Ontology annotation, molecular function: monooxygenase activity; oxidoreductase activity, acting on paired donors, with incorporation or reduction of molecular oxygen; iron ion binding. The transcript has 2 exons.